UCGCUGCUUCACUCCCAUGAACCCUCACCGGAUCAGCUGAUCAAUGUUUUGGUCGUGUUUCGUGUUCAGUGUACAUGUUCAUUCGUGAACAAACUCCAUCACAGUUGACGACGAGCACGUGUUCAUUUGUUCACUAUUGAGGAGGAACGUCCAGACUCUUAUGAGGACGACUCGGCGCUUGACCUAGAUACUUGUACAGUCUCGCCAGCGCUUGUGUCAGUCGCUAUCUCAGCUGCUGGCUAGUGUGUGGUAAAAGGGACUUGCAUAACUUAUACAUGGACAUCUGAAACUAUACUUUAACUUAUAACACUUUAUUUUUAACAUAAAAAUGAAAAUUGUGCACUAUUUUCUUCUCGAUAGAUUUCUGAGCUUAAAUUAAAAAGGUACCCUUUUCUAUGCACAUAUAUUAAUACAUUAAUCUGCCAAGUGAUACUUGAAGCUUGUAAAAUCUCUGAUAAUGGCAAAAUUAUUGAAAGCAAUAAAGAGGGUUGGAGAGCAUUACCCCAUUGUGCGUGGGAUGGCAACCUACUCGGUGUUGUGGCCCACCUCCAACCUGGUGCAACAGUCUCUGGACAAAACUCGAGAUAAGUAUGACUUGAUGGAGUCGGUACGUUACCUCGUUUUUGGAACAUUUGCCACAGCCCCGACAGUGUAUGCUUGGGUGAGACUCGCUAGUAUAAUUGUCAAAGGAAACACACUCAAGCAUGCAAUCUACAAGGCUGGCUUGGAGCAGAUUGUGUUUGCGCCAGCAGCUCAGACACAGUUCUACCUGGGCAUCACCUUGCUGGAGGGGCGACCAUGGGCCGAGUGUGUCCAAGAAUGGAAGGAGAAACUCAUUCCUACGUGGAAGGUUGGUGUCUGCAUUUGGCCAUUGGUUCAAACAAUCAACUUUGCAUAUGUUGCGGAGAAGAAUCGUGUAGUUGUGGUUUCUGUAGCUUCAUUUAUGUGGACCAUCUUCCUCUCGUACAUGCACCAUCUGGACCAAGAUUCCCUCCCACUGUUUUUGCGAUCGAAACCCACUGUCAGUAAUCGUCAGAGUCAGGCUGCUGGCGAUGCUAUGGCUGACAUCCGCCCUCAUAAGCUCUGGAAUGGUAGUACCAAUGAGGUUUUAUGACAGUGGAAGUAAUUUCAUUGCCAUAAAUGUAAUUUUUGGCCUCUGAAAGUGUGUUGUAGUAUAAUUGUGUGUAUUAAGGGAUGCAUGUGUAUGGUGUGCAUGCGUAACAUGAGUAAAUUAGCUAACAAUUAAGUUAACUCACCAAAUAUUAGAAAUUUUAUAUAGAGUAUUUAAUGACUGAAAAUAGAAAUAGAAUUAGUUUAAAUAAAAAUCUAAGUAGUUACUGUUUUGGAUUAACUACACUGUUCUCUCAGUACUAUGGAACGAAACUAAAACUACCAUACAUCACAAUAAUGGGAAUGUUUGUGAUAUGAUAAAAAAUACAUAAUAACAAAAAUUAAUAAUUUAGGAUUUAUAUUGUAUGUUAAAUCUGUUUUUAGUGUGUUAAAUUGUGCAUCUGUAUAAUUAUAAAACAAAACAAAGUUUUUCACUUACAAGAUUUUUUUUUUGUAAAAGAUUAAUUACAUAGUGAUUCAAUAGUUGAACAUAUUUACCUGAUGUUUGAAUACACGUAUUGGUAAAUAUAAUAGUGUUUAAAUGUUAAUUAGUGUUAAAUAGUCUCCCCAGCUUGGUGCCUGCUUUUGAUAAUUACUUAAAUGUUAAUUUGGUUUUAUACCAUAAUGGGUCAAACCAUCUAAGUAAGUAUUGAUUAAAGUAUAAAUUUGGUUUUAAUGUUGGGUAAAAUAAAAAUAUUUAAUAAAACCGUUUUUGUUUAGUACUGUAUUUAAGUAUUGUACGGUUACAGUAGUUUGAAAAAUUAAUACUGUAUUUAUAUUUUGUUCCACAGAUUAGGUAAUAAUUGGGUAUGGGUACACUGUACCCCAGUUGAGGACAGGAAGCUGUAUCCUGUUGAGAACAGGAAGCUGUACCCUGUUGAGGACAGGAUGCUGUACUCUGUUCAGAACAGGAAGCUGUACCCUGUUGAGGACAGGAUGCUGUACUCUGUUCAGAACAGGAAGCUGUACCCUGUUGAGGACAGGAUGCUGUAUCCUGUUGAGGACAGGAUGAUGUACCCUGUUGAGGACAGGAUGUUGUACCCUGUCGAGGACAGGAAGCCGUACCCUGUCGAGGACAGGAAGCCGUACCCUGUUGGGACAGGAAGCUGUACCCUGUCGAGGACAGAAAGCCAUACCCUGUUGAUGACAGGAAGCCGUACCCUGUCAGGGACAGGAAGCCGUACCCUGUCGAGGACAGGAAGCUGUAUCCUGUCAGGGACAGGAAGCCGUACCCUGUUGAGCUUCCAUUAGCUAUGGGCCAGACUUUGUCCAUGUGACAACCCAUCAAGUUACUGAUCAGACUAAGUGUUGCUUAAACCUGACUGAGUGAUAUAUACAUCAUCCCCAGAAUCAUACCAAUGGUAUUGCAUUCAAAUAAAAUUACUUAUGAGGAGCCAAUUUUAGGCAAUGAUUUUGGAAAAAUUAGAGUUGCACUACAAGGUAUGGUACAUAUAUUUAGUAUUGAUACUCAUAGUAAGUUGACAGAGUGUGUAGAAGAGGUAAGAAUGCAAUAAUGAUAACAAUAUUAAAGCAGUUUGUGAAUUGUUGUGGGCCGUACGGAGGAGUAUAAUUGUGACUACUGUUGUAUAAUGUAUAAUAGUCACUCUCAGACUCGGUCAGAGAAGAAGGUAUGCUUUGUAUUUGGCUGGAUAUUUACUAUGCAGUGGAAAUUUAAUUUAACUGAAAUAGAAACUAACAAUUUCUUCUUUGUGUUUGAAGGAGAGAGAUAUAAGAUUUAAAUGAAAAAGUAAACUUCACUAUCAGAUUUAAAAGAAAAGAUUGUAGGGCAUUGCUUGUACAAUCAGUAAAUAUCUGGAUAGCAUGAAGGAUUCUAGUGAGGCAGCACAACACAAAAGAAGUUGAUUAGUUUUCAUUUUAUGAAUGAAAAGGCGGAUGUAAGCAGACAGUCCAAGAAGCAUGCUUGACGGAGUGUAUGUUAGGGGUUUUAUGACUCAAAUGUAAGUUCAUUGGUAAAAGUAAGUUGCAUGUGAGAGCAGUAUACUGUAUGUGAAUAGCAUAUGCAGUAAUACAGUGUUUAUUAGUACAUGUAAUGACAAUACAUUGCCAUUAUUUGGUGAGAAAGUCAUAUGGCUGUCACAGUGAGGGAGGACAGUUGAUGAAGGCCUGUCUCCACCAUUCAUAAUGCAUGACAGGUAGUUGUUGUGGAUAUAUCAAAGAAUAGUCUAAGGUACAAAAGAAUAGAGAUACAGUAUUGUAAUAAUUUCAGUGCCAGAAUGAUCUACUGAAAAUUUUUAUUCUCUCUUCUCUUGUAUUGACUAUUUAGACAUAACUUAUUUUUCAAGAUGAUUGUAUGCCAAGUGAAAGAAAAUACCAAUUCCCUCUAAUUCUUUAAUGUUAAUGGCCUAAGAAAUAUACUUUUCUAAUGAAUGUGUACAAAUUGUGUAGAUUUACUUAUAGAUGUGCUUAGGACCUUAAGAAAACCAAAAUCUAUUCAAGAUUGCACUCUUUGAUCAAGUUUGGUUGAGAAUGGCACACAAUACCUAUACAUAUUUCCUCAAUACCAUCAUACAUCGAAUGCUUGCAUCACUUGCACGCAGAUAUUAAUUAAUUUAUUGUGAAAACAAGAUGUUUACAAGAUAAACACCUUUUUUUUAUUGCUAUCUCAUUAACAAAUGCAUCAUUAUAAACUGUGAAAUUUUGGUCUUGAAGGAUUGCUAAUCAUUUAUUUCUAAUUUACUUGACAUGGCAUUUAGGUGUUUGUUUUAUCCAGUGUGUCAUUGUCUCUCUGGAUUUGUACUCUGUAAAGUUGUUAGAUGCACUGAAGCAGAUCUUCACACCCAUUUCUUUAUCUUUCUCACUGAAAGAAUAAAGUUAUUGUUUUUACUUUUUAGUUCUCAGUGUAAAGUCAGUCAUGUGUAGAGUACUUGUGCAGUGGCACUUUUAGAAAAAUAUUAUCAGAAAAAUACUUUAUGUACUAUUUGUUCUCUAUGUACAAAUAUGUAUAAGUUUACAGAUAACUAUGCACUAUUUGUACUAUUUGUACUCAGGAUAGUAUUUGUACUCUAUGACCGUUAUAUUAAUUAUUUCCAUCAUAUGCUUUGUUAAUGUUUCACAAUGAACUGCUAAAAGGCUUAAGUGUUUCUUGAUGUUAGCCUAAAUAAGGCUCACUAAAAUUUAAAAGUUAGUACAAUAUUGUACACCUACUUCCAAUAUUCAUGUAAUAUUGGCAGAAUUAAAAAUUGGAAAGAAAUACAGGUUAGAAAAUCUGUGAUAAUAGUCCUUUCUCCAUGCUUUUUGUCCAUGUCUCCAUAUUGUUUUCUAGUUAUCCUUUAGUGUAUACCUAUGCUUUUCUCCCAUGGGUUUAUUCCUCUUUUGCUCCCACCCUAUCUCUUAAUUCCUCGUUUCCUGUCUAGUGUCCCAGGUACAGUAUUUACUUAAGUCAACCAUUUGUUCUGUCUGAUGUAGCCUCCUCCCUCCUCCCUGGUGCAUGGGCUGGACCUAUAAAACUGUUUCUACUGCUCUCCUGGUAGUCAUUUUUCUAAUGAUAAAGGCCUGAGAGGGUUGGGAGUUUUUUCUUUAAUAGGAAGUGAGCAGACCUUGGUGCAUUUAGCAGUAGUGGAGAACUUAAUUGUAGCAGCGAGAGUAGCUGUAGCAGUCAGGGAGGGGGUAGCUGUAGCAGGCAGGGAGGGUUAGCUGUAGCAGGCAGGGAGGGUUAGCUGUAGCAGGCAGGGAGGGGGUAGCUGUAGCAGGCAGGGAGGGGGUAGCUGUAACAGGCAGGAAGGGUUAGCUGUAGCAGGCAGGAAGGGCAGUUGUAGCAGGCAGGAAGGGGUAGCUGUAACAGGCAGGAAGGGUUAGCUGUAGCAGGCAGGAAGGGCAGUUGUAGCAGGCAGGAAGGGGUAGCUGUAACAGGCAGGAAGGGUUAGCUGUAGCAGGCAGGAAGGGCAGUUGUAGCAGGCAGGAAGGGCAGUUGUAGCAGGCAGGAAGGGGUAGCUGUAACAGGCAGGAAGGGUUAGCUGUAGCAGGCAGGAAGGGCAGUUGUAGCAGGCAGGAAGGACAGAUAUAAAAUUAAUCGGAUGAAAGCUUUAAUAUUUCUAACUAGUGUAGGUCAAUAAUUACUAGUAGAUAAUAGUGUAGAAUACAUAUUUACAAGUAAAGGGCUUGUUCCUUAUUUUUAUUUGAUGCAGUUUAUAAAGCAUUGAAUAUAAUGCAUUCAAAGAGAAUGCACUACAUCACACAUAAGACUUUGCCGAUGUAUUUUCCUUAAAUAAUGAGUAUCCAUAUACAGUAUAUAUAUAUAGUGUGAUAUAUCUGCUUGGUAUUAACAGUGAUAGGACCAUGGAUGUAGGAUACAACGAUGACAUCCUACUCAAUAGUGAUCCUGGCACUCUAAGGAUCUUGUAGGUAUGAUGUCCUCUAGUCCAAGUCAAGUUACAUGGGCAAGACCCUCAUGUCUAAUAUUACUUCGUGUGUUAUUGUAAUUUGUAAACUUUAUUGAACCUAU
This is a messenger RNA of Procambarus clarkii (red swamp crayfish), 5572 nucleotides long. RefSeq names its product PXMP2/4 family protein 4. Gene Ontology annotation, cellular component: mitochondrion; membrane; cytoplasm. Gene Ontology annotation, biological process: cellular response to reactive oxygen species. The record is from RefSeq and is a predicted model, not a curated record. NCBI's taxonomy places the organism in Eukaryota, Metazoa, Arthropoda, Malacostraca, Decapoda, Cambaridae.